Molecule: messenger RNA, 756 nt
Organism: Cladophialophora immunda
Lineage: Eukaryota; Fungi; Ascomycota; Eurotiomycetes; Chaetothyriales; Herpotrichiellaceae
Exons: 2
Coding region: 1-756 (251 amino acids)
Source: RefSeq, a predicted model, not a curated record
AUGACUCUGCAGAUCAGCCUCCAUCAGGCAUCCACCAGGCAAGCCCCAAGCAUCGUCUGGACUUGGCUUGGACGUCUCCAGUGCCAUGCGAACUGUGACUCAUCCAAGAAAACACCAACCAUGGAAGAUCACAAGCUCCAAGUCCAGAAUGGUUAUGACAAGAUCGCACAGACCUACCUCGACUGGAUCAGUGGGAGACCAACAGCCCGUCUCAACUACGUGGAGAAGUUGCUCUCGCAGCUGCAAAGCCCCUCAGAAGCGAAUGUCCUUGAGCUCGGCUGCGGCGCAGGGGUGCCCGGUACCCGAUUUCUAGCACAGCGAUGCGGUCACGUCUUCGCCAACGACAUCUCCCAGGCGCAAAUCGACCUCGCCAAGACGAAUGUGCCAGAAGAGAAUGUGCAGUUUAUCCAGGGAGACAUGACAAAGCUCAAGUUUGAUCGUUCGGCGUUACAGGCAGUGGUGGCCUUCUAUUCCAUCAUUCAUCUCCCGCGAGACGAGCAACGUACCCUCAUCCGACAAAUCUGGGAAUGGCUCUCCCCUGCAGGCUAUCUGUUGUGCAACUUGGGGGUUGCAGAUAAUCCUGGGUCAACGGCAGAUUGGUUAGGAUCGCGCAUGUAUUGGAGCGGUUUCGAUGCCGAGACUAGCCUUGGGAUAUUGAAAGAUGCUGGGUUCACUAUCACUCAAAGCGAAGUGCUACAGGAUGACGAGGACGGCAGACUGGUCCCUUUUUUGUGGAUUCUGGCUAAGAAGAGUUGA